Plasmodium relictum is the source of this 2913-nucleotide messenger RNA. Its product is annotated as DEAD box helicase, putative. The record is from RefSeq and is a predicted model, not a curated record. Gene Ontology annotation, molecular function: ATP binding; nucleic acid binding. The transcript is spliced from 5 exons. NCBI's taxonomy places the organism in Eukaryota, Apicomplexa, Aconoidasida, Haemosporida, Plasmodiidae. The coding region runs from base 1 to 2913 and encodes 970 amino acids.
AUGUAUAUAAAUUUUUGUAGAGAAUACAAUAAUAUAGGAAUAUAUGAAUUAUAUAAAGAACAAAUUGAAUGUUUAAAAAACAUAUUUGUAAAUGAAGAAAUUGAAAAUAACUUGAAAAAUAAAAAUAAUGAAGAAUUUUCUGUUCCUAGAAAAAAUGAAAAUGUAAAUUUUAUAUUAGAUUCAGAUUUUUUUCUACCUUUAGAGAAAUCUGAAAUAAAGGAUAUUAAAUGUUUAUACUUUAAAGAUAAUAAAGCAAAUGAAAGUUUUAGUGAUAAAUCGAACGAAUAUAAAAAUUAUACUUGUAACAAUAAUACAUUUUAUAAAAAUUUUUUAUUUAAUAUACCAACAGGUAUGGGUAAGACAAUAAUUUAUGAUAUUUUAAUUAUUAGAUCUAUCUUAUAUAAAGGAUAUAGAAUAGUUUUAACUUUGCCAACAGUAUCAUUAAUUAAUGAAAAAAGUGAUUAUUAUGAAAAGUUACUUGGAAAAAAUACUGUAUCAUUAAAUAUAAAGAAAUUUAAUAGUUUAAAUUUUACUGGAUAUUCAUAUAAUAUAUCAACAGAUAUUGCCUUGUGUACAUAUGAACAAGCAAAUAUUAUAAUAAAUAUAAUUAUUAAGAAUAAUUUAAAAUGCAAUUACAUAUUUAUUAUUGAUGAAAUUCAUUACAUAAAUGAUAUGCAUAGAGGAUUUCUCAUUGAAACGUUAUUAACUAAAAUUAAGUUCAUUCAAAAAAAUUAUGAAAACCUUUUUUAUAUAAGAACAUAUGGUUUCUCAGCAACACUAUCAAAUAUCGAUCAGUUAGGGGACUGGUUAAAUGCUAAAGUAUAUGUAAGUAAAGAGAAAUUACAAAAAAUAAAAUAUCUUUAUAAAAUAAAAAAUGUAAUUUAUAAAGAUAUAAAUAUAAAUGAAAUUGAAAGAAAAUUAGAUAAUCCAGUUUUACUUGAUCCAGAUCAUUUAGUUUAUUUAGUAAGUGAAGAAUUAAUUUUAAAAAGGAAUGUUUUAAUAUUUUGCCCUACUAGAGAUAAAACUGAAAAGAUUGCUUUGUUCAUAAGUAAUAUAAUACCUUAUUACUUAAAGAAUAAAAGUUAUAACAUGAAUAAUGAAUUACUGGAUAAAAGAAUAUAUUUGAUAAAUGAAUUAAAAAAAUUAGAUAUAAAAACAGAAAAUUUAGAAAAAUUAAUUUUAAAUGGGAUUUUUUAUCAUCAUUCUCAACUGAAUAAAAAUGAAAAAGAAAUUAUUGAAAAUUCUUUUAAAAACAACAUUCUAUUUUGCUUAUGUUGCACAACUACUUUAUCAGUAGGAGUUAAUCUUAAUGUUCAUACGAUAAUUAUUAGGAGUUUAAGAUUAGGCAAUAAUUUUUUAACAAAAGAUCAAAUUACUCAAAUGGCUGGUAGAUGUGGAAGGAUAAAAAAAGUACUAGAAAAAAAAAAUAUUGAUAUGAGUAAUUAUAUUGAUAAUGAAAUUUAUGAAUGUAAAACAAAAGAUUUAAGUAAUAAUAGAAAUGAUUAUUCUAUCUAUGACUAUGAUCAGGAUUGUGAUGGGAAGGUUAUCAUUUUUUUAAAUCACUGUGAUAAGAAUUAUUUAGAAAAGAUAUUUAAUCAUAAUUUUGAAAUGUAUAGACUAGAAACGAAAUUAAAUAAUUUUAAUUUAUGUAAAUUUAUAUUAGAAUUUAUACAUUUAGACUUAAUUAAAACAAAAAAAGAUAUGUUUGAUUUACUUUUCUUUUAUACACUUAAAUUUUUUAAAAUUGAAAAUAGACGUGAUAAAGAAAAAAUUAUGCAAGAAAUAAGACAAGCAUUUCAAUAUUUAUUUGAAAAUAAAUUAAUUACAAUACCUUAUGAAAAGGAACAGAGUUACUACCAUUACUUAUUUGCAAAACUUUAUAAUUUAAAUUUAUAUCAAAUGAGUAACUUUUUUAAUUUUCACCUUUUAAAUCAAACUGUUAAUGUUAAUAUACUAAUGAAUUGUGAUCUAACACAAAAAAAAGAAUUUUUCAGAAAAUUAAUUGAGAAUUAUAAGUAUAUAGAAACUAAAAAAGAAGAAAAACAUUUUUUUACACUUCCAUUUAUAACAAUUUUAUUAAUUUUUGAAGAUAAGAAAUUAAACAAAAAUUUAUUUCAAAAUUUAUUCGUUCAAUUAAUAAAAUAUUUAUUUAUUAUUAAUAUAAAUAAUGAUCAAUGUAACUUCUAUGUAUAUGAUAUUUUAAACGAAGAAGAUAACAUUUCAUGCACUGAAUUAUCUUCUUGUUUUUAUUCCAUCUUUAAUGUUUUUGAUUUUAUUUUCAGUUAUUCCUUAAUUCAAUUUAUAUACAUAAAAGGUACACACAAUGAAUAUCCUUUACAAAUAUUAUUUCUUAUUGAGUUAUAUAUUAAUAUAAAUAUGUUUUUUUUUUUUUUUUUUUUUUUUAAAGGAUUUCCCACAGAUAGUUUAUUAAUGAUUUUUGUUUUUUGUAUGAAUUCAGAAAUCUCUUUGAAAAUCCAUUUUGAUAUAUAUGAAGAAAUAUUAAAAUCAAAUGAUAACAUAAAUAAGAUUUUUCAGUAUUUUGGUUUACACAAUAUAAAAUUACAAAAGUUUAAAUUAAAAAAAAUGGAUGAUCUUUACGAUACUUCACUGAAAUUUUUAAAGGGGGAAAUAAACAUAGAUAAAAUAUAUGAAAAUUUAGAAUGGAUAAAAAUAAAAAGAUUUUAUUUUUCUUUAAUUGUUUAUGAUUUGUUCAACGAAGAUUUAAAUGCCAUAUCUAAUAAAUACAGAUUAAAAACAAAAGAAAUAAAAAAUUUAUAUAUUGAAAGUUGUCAUAUUCUUUCUUUUAAUUAUAAAAUUUUGAGGAAUUUUAAAAAUUCUUUGGACAUUUUUUGUAUUGUUUUAGAAAAUUUACUAUUGAAAAUGAAAUCAAAAAAUUUUCUUUUUAAUUUUUAA